GGAGGUGGAAUCGAACCCGCACCCACCUAACUGUGAGGCGGACGUGCUACCCAGUGCGCCACCGAGCCGCCCUUAGGAUCCAUCCGUUGCAAAGUUUCUUUGAACCAUUGCAAAGACUGAGUUUUUUUUAUUUUUUGUAUGUGUAUUUACAAAGGAACCUUUGUUUGACUUUGAAGAAACCUCUAGGAAGUUUCUUUGAUAAGUGCAAUCAGGCAUUGGUGUAAUGCAUGAUACUGAGUCUUUCCUGGAUCAGCAGAAGCAAGCUCGAGAGUUGGCGACCCCAGAAAACACUCCUCAAGGUGCAAACAACGCCCUCUCCCCCAACCGCAUCACACGUCCCCAGGAGAUGGAAGAUCUCAGCAACCUCAACAACCGUCUGGCCGUUUACAUCGACAACGCCCGUUCCCUGGAAGUGGAGAACGGCGGCUUGCGUUUGCACAUCACUGAAUCCGAAACAGAGGUGUCCCGGCAGCUGACGGGCCUGAAGGCCGUUUACGAGAUGGAGCUGGCGGAUGCCCGUGCGACUCUGGACUCGGAGGUCAAAGAGCGUGGACAUCUGGAGCUGGAGGUGAGCAAGCUGAGGGUGGAAUUCAAGGAGAUGAAAGCAAGGAACACGAAGAAAGAAUCCGAUCUGGCAGGAGCGCUGCAGAUGCUCAAAGACUUGGAAGCCUUGCUGAACUCCAAGGACGCGUCUUUGACGACAGAGUUACGAGAAAAGCGUCGCCUUGAAUCCUUAAACCGAGAUCUGACGACGCAGGUUGCCAAGCUCGACACCAGCUUGGGAGAUGCCCGAAAGCAGCUGCAGGAUGACAUGCUCAGGAGGGUGGAUGGAGAGAAUCACAUUCAAACCCUUGAAAAGGAGCUGGAAUUUCAAAAGAAGCUGCAUUCCGAGGAGCGCGAGGUCAAACGCCGGCACGAGUCUCGCAUGGUGGAGUUGGAAAACGCCCGCCAGGAAGAUUAUGAACCCAAACAGGCCUUGAUGGAGAUGCGAAGCCAGCAUGAACUUCAAAUUAAACUCUACAAGGAGGAGAUUGAGAAGAUUUACAACUCCAGGCUGGAAGGCGCUCGCCAGUCAGCGGACCGAAGCAGCCUGGUGGGCGCGGCGCACGAGGAGCUCCAGCAGACCCGGAUCCGACUGGAGUCCGUUUCAUCUCAAUUAAGCCAGCUUCAAAAACAGCUUGCAGCCCGUGAUGCAAAAGUGAAAGAUCUGGAGGAGGCUCUGUCUAGAGAGAGGGACCUCCUCCGGAAGAAAGUCCGAGAAAUGGCCGACAUUAUGGAGCGGAUGCAGCAGCAGCUAAUGGAUGUCAAGCUAGCGCUGGAUAUGGAGAUAAGUGCCAUGGUGCUUGACAGCGAGGAGGAGAGGAUACGCCCGACCACGUCGGCCAGCGGGAAGAGGAAGCGUCCCAACGACACGGACAGCGAGGCUUCGAGCUUCGCCGGAAGCGCUGUGGCUCGUACUCCCAUGGCCCAGCAGGCCUCUGCUAGCGGGCAGGUCACCGUGGAUGAGGUGGACCAGGACGGCAAAUAUGUCCGACUCAGCAAUAAAGCAGAUGAGGAUCAGAAUUUGGAGAACUGGCAGGUGAAGCGCCAGGUUGGAUCUUCUGCUCCCAUCGCAUUCAAGUUUCCCGCAAAGUUCAUCCUAAAGGCCGGCCGGAGAGUCACGGUAAUCAAUCUUAUCUGGAAGAUCUCAGAUACGAGGUGCUCAAUAUUUCAAUGACCUUUACAUGCUGAUCAGAUCUGGGUGGCUGGCGCUGGCGGAAACCACAAUCCUCCCUCUGAUCUAGUCUGGGAGACACAGGCCAACUGGGGAACCGGAGACCAGUUCCAGACUACCUUGAUCAACGCUAACGGAGAGG
Molecule: messenger RNA, 1856 nt
Organism: Syngnathus acus (greater pipefish)
Lineage: Eukaryota; Metazoa; Chordata; Actinopteri; Syngnathiformes; Syngnathidae
Product: prelamin-A/C-like
Exons: 9
Coding region: 224-1717 (497 amino acids)
Source: RefSeq, a predicted model, not a curated record